CUUUGGUUUUAAUUAUUGUUCCAGAUUGCAUUUAAUUUUUAAAAAUGUUAUUUCUUCAUUGGUUCAUUGAAUUAUGCAUGAUUCAUUACAUUUACUAAUUUCCUAUGCUAUGCCAAGUUCUGUGCGAGGCUCUGAUAAUAUAAAAUUAAAUGGUAUAGAGGAGAAGGUAACUGAUUUUCUAGUAUGUACCAUCUCGCUGGGAAAAAAAACAAAAAUGGUAAAAAGUGGUGAUGAAUUUUAUAAACUGGGAGAAUCAGGAUGUUAAGGGUUUACUAUACUUGGGUGGAGAGGGCCAGGAGUUUUCACUCCAGACAAGACUUAGAGGAUGAGUAAAGGUUAGCCAAAGAGGGCAAAACGUUCCAGAUCGAGAAAACUACAUAUGAUAAGGUAAGUGAACAAGAGAGAACCUAUAUAUAUAUAUAUAUAUAUAUUUUUUUUUAAAGAUAUUAUUUAUUUAUGAGACAGAGACAGCGAGAGCAGGAACACAAGCCAGGGGGAGUAGGAGAGGGAGAAGCAGGCUUCCCGCUGAGCAGGGAGCCUGAUGUGGGACUUGAUCCCAGGACUCCGGGAUCAUGACCUGAGCCGAAGGCAGCUGCUUAACAACUGAGCCACCCAGGCGCCCUGAACCAAUAUAUUUUUAUUGUAGUUGAAAUAUAAUAGGCAAAAAGGAGUGUGGUGAGAAAUAAACAAAGCUUAGAUCUGUAAGACCUAGUGUUCCAUGUUUAGAAAUUAUUUUAUGGGUAAUGUGAAGCCACUGAAAGAUUUUUAAGUUGGAGAAUGAUAGGCUUGGAUGGUAGUUCAACUCUUCCAUAGGUGUGGAACGUAUUUUCGAGGGCAGCAGUCCAGGUGGGAGAUUAUAGCGGCUUUGGGAUAGAGUAGUGGCAAUGGGGAUGGAGGGAAGUGGGCAAUUGGAGAAUAAUUUAAGAAAUGGUAUCAAUAGGAUCUGAUGACUGAAUGUAGAAGGUGAAGAAUGGGGGAGAAGCAGUUGAGAUGAUUUUCAAGCUUCAGGCUUAAUAGUUCAAUGGAUGGAAUGUAAUUUCUUGAAAUAAGGACAUCUGGAAAGAAGACAGAUUUGGGUAGAGUGUAGCACCACAUGAUGGAAAAUUUAUGUUGGGUCAUGUUGAGAUACCUGCAACACCUCUGAGAGCUGUAAAGAGGUGUACUCAGAGUCUUAGAGGACAGAAGAGCAACCAUCAAUUGAUUAGGUGGGCUUCACAUGUGCUAGACAACAAUCUUGGGUCUAGGAGUCAGAUAUUAGGCAGGGCCAGAAGCAGAAGAGAAGAACUAUAGUUGUCCCCCUUAUUUGUAGGGGAUAUGUUCCAAGACCCCAGUGGCUGCCUGAAACCUAAAAUAGUAUCAAACUGUAUAUACUAUAUUUUUUUCUAUACAUACAUACCUGUGAUAAAGUUUUGAGUUAGGCAAAGUAUGAGAUUUAUAAUAGUAGCUAGUAAUAACAGAAGAAUUGCAAUAAUACAUUUUAAAUAAAAGUUAUAUGAACUUUCUCAAAAUAUCUUAUUAUGUUGUACUCACCCUUCUUCCUGUGAUGAUGUGAGAUGAUAACAUGCCUACGUGAUGAGAUGUGAGGGGAGUGAUGGAGGCAUGUGACAUAGUGUUAGGCUACUGCUGACCUGACCAUACAUCAGGAGGAUCAUCUUCUGGAUGGCAGUUUGAUCGUGGGAAAUAUGCAAAAGCUGAAACCCUCAUGACAGUCACAGAUCCUGUACAUGACAUUGCCUUUGCUCCGAACUUGGGAAGAUCUUUCCAUAUUCUAGCAAUAGCAACCAAAGAUGUGAGGAUUUUUACAUUAAAGCCUGUGAGGAAAGAACUUACUUCUUCUGGUGGGCCCACAAAAUUUGAAAUCCAUAUAGUGGCUCAGUUUGAUAAUCAUAAUUCCCAGGUCUGGCGAGUGAGUUGGAAUAUAACAGGAACAGUGCUAGCAUCUUCAGGAGAUGAUGGCUGUGUAAGAUUGUGGAAAGCUAAUUAUAUGGACAAUUGGAAGUGUACUGGUAUUUUGAAAGGUAAUGGGAGCCCUGUCAAUGGGAAUUCUCAGCAGGGAAACUCAAAUCCUUCCCUAGGUUCAAAUAUCCCAAAUCUUCAAAAUUCAUUAAAUGGAUCUUCUUCUGGCAGACUUUGUUUACUAAAACAUGAGGUCCCUUUUGAAGCAGUCGUUUGGAGAACAGAUGUUUUUAUGAAAGUAUUUCCGUUUGCUGUUACCAUAUUGAGGUCAUUCGACCGGAGUUUUUACUGCUCCAAAAUCAGUUUUUUCAACGAAUUUCAGUUUUGUGAUCAAAGUUUACGUGAGAUGGAAGAUUUCCGAGGAAUAGCUGAAGAGUCAUUUCCAAGCUUUUUAACCAAUUCAUUACUUGGUAAUAGUGAGAUUUUGAAAAAUGUCACUCUUUCUUCAAAUCUUGGCUUGCCUGUUGCUGUUUCAACACUUGCUAGAAAUAGAUCCAGUGCUGACAACAGGUAUUCUGAUAUCCAGGCAUCUUAUUUAGUAGAAGGGAAGUUUUCAGUUCCAUCUGAAUCAUCUCCCAGUAGCCAGAGUGAAGCUGACCCAAGAGAGAAGUUACAGCUUAGCUUCCAGGAUGAUGAUUCUAUCUCUAAGAAAAAGAAUAUAGAAAGUCAGCAUUUGUCAAUUGCUGUUCUUGAAGAGUCUACUUUGCAAAGUGAUAUGGCAAGAACAGAAGAGGAGCAAGCUAAAACUGCAAAACCCUUUCAGAGCCAAGAUCCUGUUGAUAGGAUUUCACCACUGGAACAAAUGCAAGACUCACCUGUUGAUUUUUGUUUACAACCAUGGAUGAAUAAUAAGGAGAACAAGAUGAUUGUUCCUCUUGCUGGAAAACAUUUUGAAGACAAGAAUCCACACAAUGACUUAAGCCACACUAGUUUAUUAGAAAAUGAGAAACUUACAUCACUGACAAGCUUGGAGGAUUUUUCUGAUGAUAUUGAUGAUGAAGAGUUUUAUGAUGAACAUUUGGAGGCUUACUUUGAGCAACUGGCUAUUCCAGGAAUGAUAUAUGAAGACCUAGAACAGCAACAUCCAGAAAAAGAUUUUAAAUUACCUACAAGUGAUCCAUGUCAGGCAAAUGAAAAUGAUAGCUAUAAAUCUCAAUCAGAAAAUAACAGCUCUCUGAUUUCCCAUGGCUUACACUCUUCAGGAAAUUCUGAAACAAUCCACAAAGAGUCUGAAGUAGGCCAUGUUGUUUGUCUGCCUGGGACCAGUAAUUUUGUAGAUACUGGAGAUAGUAGAAGGCAUAUAGAUGGUGUAUUAUCAUGUUCUUCUAGUACUCAGAGAAUUGAACAAGAGAAAGAAAGGGCAGACAGUUUGAAGGGUAUUGUCCCACAUCAUGGCAGAGAAAGCACAAGAGAAGAAGUUCCUGUGAAGACUAUCCAGGCUACUAAUGCGAAACUUAACCCUGUUUGUUUUCAUGACACAAAUGCCAGUAAAGGUGAUUUUGACUUAAUGGACCCUUUGAAACUGGAGGCCGGGUCUCUUCAUCAAAAUAAGCAUUUGGCAUCUGAUUCAGAAAGAGUUUUGCCCGUGGAUAGAUGUUUAGACACUGAAAUGCCUGAAGUGUCCAUUCAAAAAUAUGUGGACAUAGCAUCUUUGAAGCCUGUUAGUGACAGUGAAAUUAAUUCCACUGAUAGUCUUCGGUCACCAACUAGUGAAAGGCGAACAUGUGAUUAUUAUAAGUCCAUUAAAAAGAGUAAAGAGGAAACAGAUCUACCACAAAGUGUUGUCUAUCAAAAUGAAGAGGGCAGAUGGGUCACUGACCUUGCGUAUUAUACAUCUUUUAAUAAAGAACAAAAUUUAAAUAUGUCUCUAACUGACGAGAUGAAUGAAGACUUCAGAUCUGGUUCUGAAGCACUGGAUUUGAUUAAUCAAGAUGAAGAAGAAUUUAAUAAAGAGCAUCAGUUUAUGCAGGAAGAAAAUAUAGAUGCCCAGAACACUUCAGCUGCUCUAGGGGAUACGUCUUGGGGAACUUCAAUUAAUUAUAGUUUGUUGAGGAAAUCACUUAGCACAUCAGAUUUGGACAAAGAUGAUGCCAGUUAUUUACGCCUAUCUUUAGGAGAGUUCUUUGCUCAAAGAUCUGAAGCUCUUGGUUGCCUUGGUGGCGGUUACAAUGUGAAAAGACCAUCAUUUGGUUAUUUUAUUAGAUCACCAGAGAAGAGAGAACCUGUUGCUCUCAUAAGAAAAUCUGAUGUAUCAAGAAGUAAUUUGGAAAAAGAAGUGGCUCAUCUUAACCAUGAUAUAUUUUCAGGAGACUUAAAAGCACAGCUAAAUGAAGGAUCAGUUACACUUCAGGCUGAAGAACUGGAGAGUAUUUCACAAGUGGAUGAAAGUGAUGUGACAUUAACUGCCAAUAACUGCAAAACAGAGGACAGUUUCUUCAUGAGUAGCAAACCCCGAAGAUACAAAAGCAAGCCACCCAUUGAUGGUGAUUCUGUACUUAGGAUAAGCACCAUUGCUUCAGCCAUUGCAGAUGCAUCAGUAAGUACUGAUCCUUCCCAACUUGCUGCCAUGAUCAAGGCACUUUCAAAUAAAACCAGAGAGAAGACUUUUCAGGAAGAUAAUAAACAAAAGGACUAUUCCACUGUGCCUCAUUUCUUGCCUAAUGAUACAGAAAAAAGUAAUGGAUCCAGCAUGUUUGAUAUGGAGAAAUACCUUAAAAAAACAGAAGUCAGUAGAUAUGAAGGUGGACUGGAAAACUUUUCAAGAGCUGGUACAUCUGAUCGGUGGGAUUUAUCUUUGCCAAAAGAACAGUUUACACGAGACAUCCAUACAGUGGACUUAGGUGCUGCUGAUAUAAGUAUAAAGGAACCAGAAGAAAAUACAGCAUUUACUUUUUAUGGUGAAAAUGGAGAGAGCAAGAAUCAAGAAUCAUUUAGAACAAACUGUCCAAAUUCAAUUCUUAUAAAUAGAAAAGAGAAUGAAAGUACAAUAGUUGAUGUGAAGACAUAUCCUCUUGACAACAAAUUACCAGAUACUGGUAACUGCAAAACAGCCACCUCAGUAUCCACUCUAACAUCUAAUAGUUAUUCAUUAGUAAGGAACCCCAGGAUAGCAUCUGUUUGGCUGUCAGGAGAAUGUGAGGAAAUAACAAAUAAUAGAGAAAAUCAGAGGCAAAAUGAGUGUGUUAGUGAAGCAAGCAAUGGUGAAAAACAUGUGACUUUUGGAAAACAUUCCAUAAUUACGCCUAAAAAUGUUGAUUUGAAAAAUCACUCUCCUGAGCAUGGUGGACAUGGGUCAGAGGAUGACCAGGAUAGCUUCAGACCUUCCUCUUCUCCACUGAGUCAUUCUUCUCCUAGUGAAAUUUCUGGAACAAGUUUAUCAGGGUGUGCUUUAGAGUCUUUUGGUUCAGCAGCUCAUCAGAAGCCCCCCUGUGAGAGUGAGUCGUCUCAAUUGGUGUGUCCACAAGCUAGUGUGAGUAGGUUGACUUACGUGUCUGAACAAGAGAGCUCCUGUCCUACUACGGCCUCAGAUCAUGGCCUUGAGGGCUGCAAGAGUGAUGUCACCAGUGAAUUGAGCACCACAAUUACUCAAGCCAGUCCAAUUCCAUCAGAGGAACAGGCUGUGGAAAAACUGAGAGAAAAAGGUCCAUUUCAAAGUAGAAGUAAAGUAGCACGGUCCUAUAAUCAGAAAAACUCAGCUACAGACAAUGUGACUGAAAUGACUUCUCUGAGUAGCAGACCUGAAGAUGUAAAACCUUACUUUAGGUUGAAUAAAGAUCUCUCCUCCAGGAGUGGAGACCUAUCAGAAAUCGGUACAGUAGGGCUGACCUCUCACCCCAGUGAAUUGGACCAGAUCAGCCUGGCUCUACUGAGCAAGUCAGGCGUCACCUGCCCACUUGUGUCAGCGAUGCCACACCGGCCUGGGGCACACCAGGCAUCUGUGAACAAAGGUGAGAGAGUAGCCUCUGGAGCUGCAUUAACUACCGACAGUGCAGUAAGUGGCCAGACUCCUCAGCGGAUGGCCCCGGGGAACCAGGGCGCCCCUCUUCCCAGCACUGUGUCUUGGGGCUCUGCUCCUGUGAUGCAGAAUGUGCCCACCGCACUUCCUGCGCUCUGGACUCAACAUUCUUUUACCGCAGCCCCCUUUGUCCAGCAGUAUUUGGGAACACUACCUUCGGCUGGAAAUGUUGCUCUGCCUCAGUGCCAAGCUGGCAGCGCCACUGUCUGUGGACCCUCGGGAAGCUGUCCAUACCCUGCUGCCGUAGGAGAGCACGUUCACAACUCUGUGGCCAUGGGAGGAAUUUGUCUAGGACAAAAUACCGGCUCUGGAUUGAUGGGUCCCUCUUCCCUUUAUAACCCAUAUUCUAAUGCCUUCAAUCAGAAUCUUCUAAGUACAGCAAAACCUUUCCCUGUGCAGUCUGUUGGUACAAACUGUGGAACUGAACCAUGGGAUUCAGGAAUGCUGUCAGGAUUUGGGAAGGUAAGAGUACCUGAGGAAUUGAAGUUUCCUCAUGCUUGCUGUGUUGGCAUUGCUUCACAGACCUUCCUCAGUGUGCUUAAUCCAACUGACCGCUGGCUACAGGUCAGCAUUGGGGUUCUCACCGUUAGUGUUAAUGGUGAAAAGGUAGAUCUUUCAGUAUAUCCUUGUUUAGUCUUCAAGAAUAAAGUCAUCGUAAGACCUCAUGCCACAGAAGAGAUAAAAGUACUUUUCAUACCAUCCGAUCCUGGGAUUUUCAGAUGUAUAUUCAGUGUUGCUUCUUGGCCAUUUUCAGCGGAUGCUGAGACCAUAGCACAAGCAGAAGCCUUGGCAAGCCGAGUCAUUCUCACGGCUGUUGCCGAGACCCCUGUGAUCGAGGUAGAAACAGAAAAGAAAGAUGUUCUUGAUUUUGGCGACUUGACUUAUGGUGGCUGGAAAGCUCUGCCAUUAAAAUUGAUAAACAGGACUCAUGCCGCUGUGCCAAUCAGACUUGUUAUUAGUGCUAAUGCCAUAGCCUGGCGCUGCUUCACGUUUUCCAAGGCACCCGUCCAUGCUUCUUUGAAAGCAGCUCCAUAUGCUGACGUGAUUGCUCAGCUGGCAGCUCCUUCUGUGGUCAACCACAUGAUGCCUGCUAGCUACGAUGGGCAGGAUCCAGAAUUUCUGAUAAUUUGGGUUCUUUUCCAUGGUCCAAAGAAACAGAUCACUUCUUCAGAGAUUUUAGAUUCAGCAGAAGAGUUCUUGGCAAGAGUCGAUAUAGAAGUUGAUAGCCCAAACCCUACCCCAGUCAUUAAAAGUAUUGGUCUUCAAGCAAGAACAGGAAUAGCUAGGAUACAUGCUCCAAAAGACUUACAGACUAUGCACUUGUUUGCCAGUAUGGCUUCCUCAACAAAGCAGCACUUACCUUUGAAAAAUGCGGGGAAUAUUGACGUUUACUUAGAUAUCAAGAUCCCAGAUCAAGGAAGUCACUUUUCAGUGGAUCCAGAGAAUCUAUUCCUUAAACCUGGAGAGGAACGCGAAGUUAUAGUCACAUUUACUCCAAAGGACUCCCAAGCCUGUGAGGAAAGGAUCUUAAAAAUAUUUGUGCAGCCAUUUGGACCUCAGUAUGAAGUGGUGUUAAAAGGUGAAGUAGUUUCUUCAGGAAACAAACCUCUGACACCUGGCUCUCGCUGCUUAGCUGCUCCAUCGAUGUUGUCCAACAAGCAGUUUCUGGCCUGGGGGGGUGUCCCUCUUGGUAGAACACGGCUUCAGAAGCUAGCUUUACGAAAUAAUUGUACAUCUACAACCCAGCAUCUGCGACUGCUCAUUAGAGGACAAGACCAGGACUGCUUUCAGCUUCAGCAUACUUUUGGUUCAGAAGAACGACUAACCAGUAACUGUGAGAUUAGAAUGCGUCCAGAAGAAGACAUUCACAUCUCUGUGUUAUUUGCACCUACUCGAUUAUCUUGUAUGUUGGCUAAACUUGAAAUUAAACAACUGGGAAUUCACUCACAACCGGGCAUUAAGUUCACGAUACCUUUGUCUGGAUAUGGAGGAACAAGUAAUCUUAUUUUGGAAGAUGUUAAAAAGUUAUCUGACAGUUACAUGGUAACAGUGAAUGACUUAGUACCUGGCAAAGAAAGUAGAAUUGUUUUUUCUGUUCAUAACACUGGCUCUCGGGCAGCUUUUGUUAAAGCAAUAGGUUUUAAGGAUUCUCAGAAAAAAGUUUUGCUGGAUCCUAAAGUAUUAAGGAUUCUUCCAGAUAAAUUUGUGCUCAAAGAAAAAACACGAGAAGAUGUUACCAUAAUAUAUAAUCCAUCAGACAGAGAGAGCAAUUAUAUAACCACAACAGAACUGUCAACUGUAUACUUCUUUGGUGGUGAUGAAAUUUCGAGGCAGCAGUAUCGAAGAGCCCUGUCGCAUAAACCAGGGGUUAUAGAACAAGUACUUCCAGAACAUAGUGUGCUGCAGCACAUUGAUUUUGCGGAAGAAUUUCAGCAUGAGUUUCUAGUAACUGAAGUGUAUGAUCUUCCCCAACGGCCUAAUGAUAUUCAGCUCUUUUAUGGAAACAUGCAUAAAAUUAUACUUUCAGUAAUUGGAGAAUUCAGAGAUUCUGUGUCUAGCAGUGAAUUCCUUCAGCGUUCUUCCAAAGCUGUCUUAGAAUCUAAAAGUGAAUCUGAUGGUUCUGGGAAACAUGGUGGCAAUGUUUCUUUGGAUAUUUUACCAGUUAAAGGUCCUCAAGGUUCUCCACUUCUUUCACAAGCUGUUUGCCCACCUCAAGAUAAAUCAUCCUCUAAGGAAAUGUGGACUGUCCAGCCUGAACACUUGAUUUUGAUAGCCCCUUCUUGUGAUCUGGCAAAAACUGCAUGUUUCCAGAUUUUAAAUAAUUCCGUUAGGUUACUGAAAUUUGAGUUGUACUGGCCAGCACAUUGCCUUACGGUAACACCACAACAUGGAUUUAUCCCGCCAGAGAGUAAGCUACAAAUUCUUGUGAGUCCUAAUUCCUCCUUAUCCACAAAACAUUCAAUGUUCCCAUGGAGUGGUUUAAUCUAUAUACACUGUGACAAUGGACAGAAGAAAAUUGUGAAAGUUCAAAUUCGUGAAGACUUAACCCAGAAAGAACUCCUCACUCAUUUGGCCUCCAGCACAUUUGGAGUCCUUUCUCCAGGAACUGAGCCUUCAGUUAGUUACCUGGUGAAACCAAUGACAAAACCACCUUCCACAAAAGUUGAGAUAAGAAACAAGACUGUUACUUUUCCUGCAACAGAACCUGGUGAAACUUCAGAAAAUUUUCUGGAACUUGAGAAUCAUGGUAACACAGAAGUGAAGUGGCAUCUGUCAUCCUUAGCUCCACCUUAUGUCAAGGGAGUUGAUGACAGUGGAGAUGUUUUUAGAGCUACCUAUGCAGCAUUCAGAUGUUCUCCUAUUUCUGGUAUACUAGAAAGCCGUGGAAUUCGGAAGGUCUCCAUCACUUUUUUGCCCAGGGAUAGAGGGGCUUAUGCUCAGUUUUGGGAUGUUGAGUGUCACCCCCUUAAAGAGCCUCACAUGAAACAUACCCUGAGAUUUCAACUCUCUGGACAAAGUGUCAAAGCAGAAAAUGAGUCUGAAAGUUCACACAUUUCCACAAACUCCCUCAUUAAACUAGAUAAUUUAGUUAAGCCCCGAAGACAAGCUGUAUCAGAGGCUUCUGCUCCCAUACCAGGCAGACAGCUUGACUUGACGCACCGCGGAGUUUAUGCCCCAGAAGAUGUGUAUCGGUUUCCGCCUACUAGGGUUGGGGAAUCAAGGACGUUGAAAGUCAACUUGCGAAAUAAUUCUUUCAUUAUGCACUCUCUCAAGUUUUUAAGUCCCAGAGAGCCUUUCUACGUCAAACAUUCAAAAUAUUCUUUGAGAGCCCAGCAUUACAUCAACAUGCCUGUGCAGUUCAGACCAAAGUCAGUGGGCAAAUUCGAAGCCUUGCUUCUUAUUCAAACAGAUGAAGGCAAGAGUGUCGCUAUUCGACUAAUGGGUGAAGCUCUUGAAAAAAUUAACUAGAUACAUUUUGUGUAAAGUAAAUUACAUAAGUUAUAUUUUGGUAACUUCAUUUUUUUACACUACGAUAUUCUUUUGUAUAUAUUUUGUAAGAUUGAUUUGAUAUGUAUAACUAGAUUUUUGUUUGUCUUGAGAAGCUAAUACUGAAGACCGGACUAAAAUAUCAUGUAUGUAGCCUACAGUAUUGUACUUAACUUUACAGGGGAGAAAAGAAUUCUAUUUUUGCAUUGAUUAUGAUACUCUGAAUAAAUACAGCAUAUAUUUUAAUGUGGUAUAUCCAGAAAUAAAUUUAAUUUCUACUGAACCUGUCUUUUUAUAUGAUGUCUUACAGAAAUCAGAAUAUUGCUUUAUUCUCCUAAUUAUUUUGUCAAGCUGCUGGGUCUGUUUUGUGAUUUUUUCCUUCAUUACAUAGUUUCCUUUCCUCUAAGAAAUUCCUUCUCUGGUCCUUCUGUCUUUUAGCUAAUUGCCCAGACUAGAAAGGAAGUGUACUUUUAAAGAAAUUGUUUUUCUCCAAAGUAGGGGAAUUCAUAUUCUCUGCAAAUACAUUGGAGAGGUUGAUGUAUUUUAAAAUGGCAUUAAUUGUCAUUAAAGCUAAACGGGACAGCUGCUCCAGAACCCUGCGUAGAAGGAAUGCUCCACAAACAGGUGCUGGUGGAGAGGCAGUGAGUCGCUGAGGGAGCCCAAGUGCCCUGUUAUGGCAUCUUGAGCUGUGAGGUGGAAAAGGUGUGACACGGUUAACCUGGUUUUACCUGGGAAGAACAUGAUUAUGAAUUGCUUCUCAACCAUUACUGUUAAGUCCCCUGUUAAAGUUUCCUGAGCCCAGCUGACAAUCUUGUUCGGAGCAGUAAAAUCCCGGAUUGUGAGCAGUUGUGUAGUGGCUCCAUAUUAUUGAUGGUGCAGAAAGACCAUGGAACAUGCAAGAAGUUUCCUGGAUGGCUUCAGUCUGCAACGGUUUGGAACCAAUUAUGGUGAGCUGGAGCUAGAAAAAUUUCUUCUCUCUCUCUCUCUGUCUCUCAAAUCUUUAGAAAUGGGGAGCAGCGCCUGGGUGGCUCAGUCGGUUAAGCAUCCAACUCUUGGUUUCAGCUCAGGUCAUGAAAUUGAGCCCCACGUCAGGUACGGAGCUCUGCUUGAGAUUCUCUCUCCCCCUCUGCCCCUCCCCCAGCUUGCACACACACUUGCUCUCUCUAAAAAAUAAAUCUUUAAAAAAGAAAAUAAUUUUCUUCUUUCCUCUUCUACCUUAUUU
Molecule: messenger RNA, 11180 nt
Organism: Mirounga angustirostris (Northern elephant seal)
Lineage: Eukaryota; Metazoa; Chordata; Mammalia; Carnivora; Phocidae
Product: nucleoporin SEH1
Exons: 49
Coding region: 1703-9940 (2745 amino acids)
Biological process (GO): centrosome duplication; protein localization to centrosome; mitotic spindle assembly
Cellular component (GO): centriole; pericentriolar material; Seh1-associated complex
Molecular function (GO): protein kinase binding; structural molecule activity
Source: RefSeq, a predicted model, not a curated record